Molecule: messenger RNA, 657 nt
Organism: Cotesia congregata
Lineage: Eukaryota; Metazoa; Arthropoda; Insecta; Hymenoptera; Braconidae
Source: the annotation of a GenBank genome assembly
AUGAAACAUGAAGUUCAUACAUUCCUCCAGCAUGAUAAACAGGCUCUCAGUUGGGGUUACGAUAAGCGUCAGCUAAUUGAGGCUAUGAUGAUGAUGAAAACAAAAAGUUAUGCAAACUUGGAUCUUAGACUUUGUAAAUAUAUUUUGAGGACUUAUGUAUCAGUUUUAAGAAAAUUAUUGGUUUCGGCUACUAUUCUUCCUUUGAUAGAUUAUUGUUCGGUUGUACUAAUCGAUUCAAAUGCUGAAAAUGAUUUAAAACUGCAGCGUGCAGUAAAUUGUGCAAUAAGGUUUAUUUUUAAUAUCAAACGAGAUGAACAUAUAACCCCUUAUCGAUUUAAAUUGAAAUGGUUAUCGGUUAAAUCGAGAAGAAUAUAUUUUCUGGCUACAUAUUUCUAUAAAUUGUUAGAUACUGGAAAACCUAUUUAUUUAAGGAAAUUAUUUAUAGAAGACGAUGCUAGGCGCUCUGAAAGAUUAGUGAGUAAAAAUAACAAUGUAAAUUACUUAAUUCCUAGUUUUUCUACUUCACAUCUUGAGCAUUCAUUUUUAAUUUCGGCAAUACGUCUAUGGCAAAAGUUACCAGCUGAUAUAGCAGCUGCAACUACCUUGGAAAUAUUUAAAAAGAAAAUGUAUGAUUAUCUUAUCUCUUCUGACUUCUAA